Messenger RNA from Sorex araneus (European shrew), 1392 nucleotides. Its product is annotated as interferon alpha-inducible protein 27-like protein 2B. The record is from RefSeq and is a predicted model, not a curated record. The transcript is spliced from 10 exons. Gene Ontology annotation, biological process: apoptotic signaling pathway. NCBI's taxonomy places the organism in Eukaryota, Metazoa, Chordata, Mammalia, Eulipotyphla, Soricidae. Gene Ontology annotation, cellular component: membrane; mitochondrion. Bases 23 to 1225 code for a protein of 400 amino acids.
CCCGUGUGAAUCCCUGCCCGGCAUGGCAGCCCUCUUCUCUGCGGCGGGCAUCUUGGCCAAGUCCGUCUCCUCCAAGGCGCUGGCAGCGGCCAGUCUGGCCAAGGCGGGGGGCUUGGCAGUCUCGGGCCAGGUCCUGACUGGCCUGUCCUCCGUGGGACAAGCCGCGGCCUCCAAAGUUGCCCUGGAGUCAGCCAUAGCCACGCUGGGUCCCUGGCUGGCGUCACUGAAGGCCUCGGCUGCUGUGGUGGGGUCCUCUGCCGCGACCGUGGCGGCUUCGUCCCUUGCAGGACAAGCCGCGUCCUCCAAAGUUGCCCUGGAGUCAGCCAUAGCCACGCUGGGUCCGUGGGUGGCGUCACUGAAGGCCUCGGCUGCUGUGGUGGGGUCCUCUGCCGCGACCGUGGCGACUUCGUCCCUUGCAGGACAAGCCGCGGCCUCCAAAGUUGCCCUGGAGUCAGCCAUAGCCACGCUGGGUCCGUGGGUGGCGUCACUGAAGGCCUCGGCUGCUGUGGUGGGGUCCUCUGCCGCGACCGUGGCGACUUCGUCCCUUGCAGGACAAGCCGCGGCCUCCAAAGUUGCCCUGGAGUCAGCCAUAGCCACGCUGGGUCCGUGGGUGGCGUCACUGAAGGCCUCGGCUGCUGUGGUGGGGUCCUCUGCCGCGACCGUGGCGACUUCGUCCCUUGCAGGACAAGCCGCGGCCUCCAAAGUUGCCCUGGAGUCAGCCAUAGCCAUGCUGGGUCCGUGGGUGGCGUCACUGAAGGCCUCGGCUGCUGUGGUGGGGUCCUCUGCCGCGACCGUGGCGACUUCGUCCCUUGCAGGACAAGCUGCGGCCUCCACAGUUGCCCUGGAGUCAGCCAUAGCCACGCUGGGUCCCUGGCUGGCGUCACUGAAGGCCUCGGCUGCUGUGGUGGGGUCCUCUGCCGCGACCGUGGCGACUUCCUCCCUUGCAGCCAAGUGUGCUGCAGGUGCGGCGGUGGGAGGAGCCCUCGCUGUGGGAUCUGUGCCCGUGGCUGUGAGUAUCCUGGGCUUCAGCAGCCAGGGAAUCGUCGCCUCCUCGGUGGCGGCCAAGAUGAUGUCAGCAGCCGCCAUCGCCAACGGGGGCGGGGUGGCCGCGGGCAGCCUGGUGGCCGUUCUGCAGUCGGUGGGGGCCGUUGGACUGCCCACGUCAUGCAAUCUCAUCUUGGGAGUUAUUGGGUCUGGUCUGGGGGCCGGAGUGUCAUUUUUGUAAGCAGACACCCUUCCUGUCUUCCUGUCUCGGUGACGGGCUCAGGACGAAAGCCGCUUUCACCCUGGAGAUCCACCCUUCUGGUCCUCAGAAGGGCGCUGCCCACAGGGACAACUGCGGUGCCCCCCGCAUUGUUCAAACCUGAGAAAUAAAGGUGAGCUGCCAGUGAC